UUCGGUGACGUCGUCUUGCUUGCUUCGCGGCUGACAUUUAGUUAGUUGCAGUCACAUGUGGCACGAGGGCGCCGGUGGGCUUUCUUGAAAUAAUGGCCAUUUCACGCAAAAAUCCAGAGUGUCCGUAAAUAUUUUAAAGAAUAAAUGGCGGGAAAAAGAUUCGAUUUGCGGGAAAUUUGAAAUAAAAAAAACAAACGAGAGUGCGGUGAAUUCAAUUCAAAUAUUUUUCUUCGUACGUAUUUAUGCACAGAAGGAAAAUAAUAUAAUUGAUUGUAACAAUUUUAAUAUGACCUCAGUAUUAAGAAUUACGUGGGAAUUUGUGAAGAGUCGCUUUUUCGUGAUAACAUGGAUCUCAUUAGUAACUUACAUUUUUUACAACACAUUCAUUUUGUAUCUCAAUGGACGACAGUUUUAUUAUUUAAGAAAAAUUUUAGGGUUAGGACUAUGUGUUUCCCGCGGGACGGCUUCGGUCCUCAAUGUGUGUUGCGCUUUGGUGCUGUUACCUUUAUGUAAGAAGCUCAAUCAGGUGUUAUACAGGGUGCUCUCUGAGUUCUGGCCCGGCGUUUUUUUCUUUUGGCUAGAGAAAGCCAAAAGCUUUCAUAUGACCGUUGCUGUCACUCUCCUGGUGUUUGCUGUUGUACAUUCCAUAUCACACUUUGUUAAUCUAUGGAAUUUUUCAAGAGGCUACGAUGACAGCUUAAUUGAAAUUAAUUUGGCGCGAUAUAAAAAUGAGAGCCCUCUCCUCCUCCUUCUGAGCCAAGUCGGCCUGACAGGAGUCACGAUGCUGGUAAUCAUCAUCUGCAUGGGCCUAACGUCAAUGCGAUCUGUGCGCAGGAGGCUCUAUAACGCGUUUUGGUAUACGCAUCAGCUUUAUCUGCUCUUCUUGGCGUUACUGAUAGUGCAUCCUUUAAGUGGGGUGUUAAAAGAAGAAAUAAUAAACGAUGAAGCUAGUCAAAAUCCUAGUCAGUCCGACGACACACUUUUGGCUAAUAACACUUCCAACCACAAAUUUACUUCAAUUAAAUCCAUGACUUGGGCGUGGAUGGCGUUCCCGCUCUCCUGUUUUUUUGUUGAUCUCAUAUGGCGCAUUUUCUCCAGGAAUCGUACAAAAGUUACUGUAAAAGAUGUAUCUCACAUGCCUGGUCGUACUAUGGCGCUCAGUUUGAGCUGUCACGACGAAUUCCGCUGUCGCAUGGGACAGUAUGUCUUGCUGCAAUGUCUGGACAUUUCUCUGCUCGAGUGGCACCCUUUCACUGUGGUCAGGCUUCCAACAUCUAGUCAUGGAGAUUUUGUUAUUUGGAUACGGGUGAAGGGAGAUUGGACGGAGACGUUGGAAAAUAUCCUACUUCGACGAGAAUCCGACCAAAUCAGUAUAUUAGUGGACGGACCAUUCUCAAGUCCGAUGGAGGACGCGAGCCACGCCGCGCUGUCGUUGUGUGUGGCGGCCGGCGUUGGCAUCACUCCGUUUGUCAGUUUGCUGCACCACUUGUUCACAAAUCCAAGGAGUAAAUUACCCGGCAGAAUUCAUUUGAUAUGGAUUGUGAGAUAUGAAGAAGAGAUAACAUGGCUCGCAGAUUUAGCAAAUAAAACCAUAACGCAGCUCAGGAAUGCUAACAGACCAGAUCGCCUGCAUUUAGAGAUUUACGUUACCAACACAUCCAAAAUUGAACCAAAUGUUGUUAGCGACAAGCAACAAAUUAAUGUAACACAUACGGUAGUCAUCAAUGAAAAAGGACGUCUAUGCCAUACGAUACGUAAAGGAGAUAAAAUCACUAAUGAUGAUGAAAAAGCAAUGCUUUUGACGCCAAAUGUAAAAAGGCAUGAAUUUAACGAUAAGAAAUAUAGCAAUAAUAGACUAGAAUUGAAUGAUUAUAAUAUAGCCAAAGAGUAUCCUUUAUUGGGAUGCAGAGUUAAAAGAGGUAGACCUCAUUGGGAUAAAGUUUUUGGUUAUUGGGUUCACUUAUAUCCACAACAAAAUUUAAACGUAUACAGUUGUGGUCCAAAGAAAUUAGUAAAAACAUUAAGAAAUAAAUGCAAAUACGUAUCAAGAACAACAAGAAACAGUUUUACACUUAUUCAUGAAGGUUUUUCUUGAUUUGUCUGGGACUUUCAAAUUUGUCAUUUCAAAAUUUGAUAAUCAUUGGUUAUUUUGUUAAGCAAAAUAAACAUCUACUUAUUCAAAUUA
Amyelois transitella is the source of this 2185-nucleotide messenger RNA. Its product is annotated as NADPH oxidase 4. Gene Ontology annotation, biological process: defense response; superoxide anion generation. The coding region runs from base 287 to 2095 and encodes 602 amino acids. Gene Ontology annotation, cellular component: plasma membrane; NADPH oxidase complex. NCBI's taxonomy places the organism in Eukaryota, Metazoa, Arthropoda, Insecta, Lepidoptera, Pyralidae. The transcript has 12 exons. The record is from RefSeq and is a predicted model, not a curated record. Gene Ontology annotation, molecular function: superoxide-generating NAD(P)H oxidase activity.